Bacillus rossius redtenbacheri is the source of this 1406-nucleotide messenger RNA. RefSeq lists its product as uncharacterized. Bases 44 to 1144 code for a protein of 366 amino acids. The transcript is spliced from 2 exons. Lineage: Eukaryota; Metazoa; Arthropoda; Insecta; Phasmatodea; Bacillidae. The record is from RefSeq and is a predicted model, not a curated record.
ACUCCUCCGCUGCUCCGGCCGAACCUCAACCCUGGGCGCAGCCAUGAGGUUCAUUCUGGUUUCCACCUUGUUUCUGGCUGCCGUAGUCGCAGUCCGAAGUGAAGCCACUCAGGAAAAGAAACAGGAGAAGAGAGGCAUCUUGAGUGGCAUCGGAGGCGGCUACGGAGGCGGCUACGGAGGCAGCUACGGAGGCGGCUAUGGAGGAUACGGACUAAGCAGUGGUCUGGGAUAUGGCUACGGUUCCGGUGGCUACGCUAUCGGAUCUGGUAUUGGCCUUGGGUCUGGUCUCGGGUCUGGAAUCGCGCUUAGCUCCGGCUAUGGACUUGGCUCCGGCUAUGGACUUGGCUCGGGCUAUGGACUUGGCUCUGGCAUUGGAUUGGGCUCUGGCAUUGGACUAGGCUUUGGUAUUGGACUGGGCUCUGGUAUUGCUCUCGCCGCUUCGGCUCCGUCAGUCCAAACCGUGACGCAGACCGUAGCUGUUCCAGUGCCCCAGCCCGUACCUGUGACCAUCAACAGGCCCGUGCCCGUACCUGUAGCACAGCCCGUCCCAGUGUCGGUACCCAGGCCCUACCCCGUCAGUGUCCCUCAUCCCGUACCUGUCUCUGUGCCCAGGCCGUACCCUGUGAGUGUGCCCAGGCCAGUAGCUGUGCCUGUGCCUCAGGCCGUGCCUGUGCCAGUCCCUCAGCCCUACCCCGUCAGCGUGCCUCAUCCGGUCCCUGUGCAAGUGCCUCAGCCCGUGGCUGUGCCAGUGCCUCAGCCCGUCACCGUCACUAGGCCUGUGAUAGUCGCUUCCUCUGGCUUGGGAGCCGGUCUUGGAGGAGGCAUCAGCAGCAUUGGUCUCUCCGGAGGCAGUCUGGGAGGCAUCGGCUAUGGAAGUGGCCUUGGAGGCGGUCUGGGCUAUGGCUAUGGACUUGGAGGAGGCAUCAGCAGCAUCGGUCUUAAAGGAAGCAGUCUGGGAGGCAUUGGCUACGGCAGUAGCCUUGGAGGAGGUCUGGGCUACGGCUAUGGACUUGGAGGAGGAAUCAGUAGCAUCAGUCUUGGAGGAAGCAGUCUGGGAGGCAUCGGGAUUGGUUCUAAAUAUGGUUAUGGAUCCAGCUACGGGUAUGGCUCUGGCUACAGUCUUGGGUCGAGCAAGGUGUGGUGAAGUUAAUCUGGAUAUUAAUGUCGCAAUUUUAAGAUUUUAAUUUUAACAGUUAUUCGUUCGACUCCAUUAUUGUGCGGAAAUAUAUGAUUUUAGCUACUUGACUGUCCAAUGUGCCUAAUAUUGUGAGAAAAAAAGCAUCACCGGUUGUUAUUAACGUGAAAAUCUUCAUUAGGGCUCAUUUGUUCCUUAUGUGACUGAAUUGUUCCUUUUUGUAAUUUGUUACUGUUUAUUAUACUUUUUAUUAAUAAACUUUUUAAUAUCA